Messenger RNA from Carassius carassius (crucian carp), 1099 nucleotides. RefSeq names its product nudix (nucleoside diphosphate linked moiety X)-type motif 4a (gene nudt4a). The record is from RefSeq and is a predicted model, not a curated record. The coding region runs from base 300 to 977 and encodes 225 amino acids. Gene Ontology annotation, cellular component: nucleus; cytoplasm. NCBI's taxonomy places the organism in Eukaryota, Metazoa, Chordata, Actinopteri, Cypriniformes, Cyprinidae. Gene Ontology annotation, molecular function: bis(5'-adenosyl)-pentaphosphatase activity; diphosphoinositol-polyphosphate diphosphatase activity; endopolyphosphatase activity. The transcript is spliced from 5 exons. Gene Ontology annotation, biological process: diadenosine pentaphosphate catabolic process; adenosine 5'-(hexahydrogen pentaphosphate) catabolic process; diphosphoinositol polyphosphate metabolic process.
CCCUCUUCUAACGCUCGUGAAUCAAUUUCCUCUUUUGUCUGGCGGCUGGGAUGAUGUCUCAUUCAUAUUAUCAAAAAGGGAAACGCCUAUCUGUUGAUAGCAUCUUGGGUUUAUAACGCAGAUCCUCUUGCAGCUGAUUUAAAGCGACUGCGCAGAGCUGGAGAGCCGCAGCAGAGGAGUGUUCACACAGCACCAACCAGCCACCAUGCUCAAGACGAGAACACCACAACUCCCAGUUUCCGCUGUCAAGAGAGGAAUUAUGUCUUCAACGUGAGGCGCUUCUUAUAAAUGCAAACUGCAUGAUCAGCCUGGAAAAUCUAGGACGACUUUCAGCUCUUGGCCUGAAAGGCAGUUGCGUUGCGCUUAGGAUCCAAAAACUAGGCAACCGAGAACACUUGUAUUCUUGUUUUGUUCGGAGAAAACCCCACAUGAUGAAAUUUAAGCCAAAUCAGACAAGGACAUAUGACGGAGAGGGCUUCAAAAAACGAGCAGCCUGUCUGUGUUUCAAGAACGAUCGGGAGGACGAGGUGUUGCUUGUUAGCAGCAGUCGACAUCCAGAUCAGUGGAUCGUUCCAGGAGGAGGGAUGGAGCCGGAAGAGGAACCUGGAGGAGCCGCGGUUCGAGAGGUCUAUGAGGAGGCUGGUGUGAGGGGCACCCUUGGUAGGCUACUGGGGGUGUUUGAGCAGAAUCAGGACAGCAAGCAUCGGACCUACGUGUAUGUGCUUACUGUUACAGAGACACUGGAAGACUGGGAGGACUCGGUCAACAUUGGUCGGAAGCGGAAAUGGUUCAAAAUCGACGAGGCGAUCCAUGUGCUACAAUGCCACAAACCUGUCCACGCGGAGUAUCUCCGCAAACUCACUCCUCGCUGCGGCCCCACGAAUGGCAAUGCUCAGGAGCCAGCGGACACGGACGAUAACGCCCCCCUCCGCCAAACAGCCCCACAUGACUGUGGACUACCCCAUUUUCACAGAUAGAACUGCCACCAGAGGGCAUCGAUGCAAGGGAAACUAUCCUUGGACUGGAAAAGACAGUUUUGCAUGUAUAAUUUCAAUGUUUACUAUUUGAACCUCUUUUUUAAGUGUAGAAAUCAAAGGCU